CUCAGGCAGAUAGUUUUUCGCUUUAUUCAUUUAUUCAUUCCUCUUCUGUUCCGCUUGUCCUCAGUAGGGUCGCGAGCGUGCUGGAGCCUAUCCCAGCUACCUUCAGGCGAGAGGCGGGGUACACCCUGAACUGGUCAAAAGCCAAUCGCAGGGCACGUCGAAACAAACAACCAUUCACACUCACGUUCACACCUAAGGGCAACUUAGAGUCUUCAAUUGAUGCAUGUUUUUGGGAUGUGGCAGGAAACCGAAGUGCCUGGAGAAAACCCAUGCAGUCACGGGGAGAACAUGCAAACUCCACACAGGCGGGGCCGGGAUUUGAACCCCGGUCCUCAGUAGUGUGAGGCAGAUGUGCUAACCAGUCGUUCACCGUGCCACCGUUUUCCCCUUUAGGUAGAUAAAACUUCAAGGGAUGCUCCCGCCAAUCGAAGGCCCCAGCCAGGGAUUAGCGCCUCAGAUUAAAGUGGCCAGCUCGGCCUAAUCCCGCCAUCUGUCAGAGAGCAAUCGACCAGGCGUCACUCUCGUCUCGGGGCCAAAUCGAGCACGGGAAGAAGAGGGCACAAGCAUCAUGGAGGAGACGUACCUUCUUAAGCAUCCGGGAGUGAAGAAGAAGAUUCUGGCCGGAGGCACCGGCCCGCUGCCUCACUUCCCACCUGGAACCAAGCUCGUUUUCCAUUUCCAGACACUGCUGGACACGUUUGAGCGCACGGUCAUCGACGACAGCCGAGUGGCCGGCAGGCCUGCCGAGAUCUUCGUGGGGAAGAUGUUCAAGUUGGAAGUGUGGGAGACGCUGCUCACGUCCAUGCGGGUCGGAGAGGUGGCCGAGUUCUGGUGUGAUGCCGUUCACACCGGUUUGUACCCCAUCGUGUCAAAGGGGAUGCGGCUGAUUGCUCAAGGCAAAGACCCCCUGGAGGGCCAAAGGCACAUGUGCGGCAUGGGGAACAUCUUCCACUAUCACUCCACUGGCUUCCCCGAGCUGGAUGAGCUCAUGAGAACACCGCAGCCUCUCAUCUUCAUCAUGGAGCUGCUCCAGGUGGGAGACCCCAUGUCCUACCACAGGGAGUCAUGGAUGAUGGCGAAGGACGAGAAGCUGAGCACGGUGCCCCUCCUCCACAUGCGGGGCAACGCGCUGGUCAAGCAGCGGCAGUUCUGGGAGGCGGCCAGCAAAUACAAGGAGGCCGUGCUGCUGCUUAAAACGGUCCAGUCCAGGGAGAUGCCAGGCGACGCGGACUACAUUAACUUGGCCCGUAUGAUCGUCCCUCUGGAGCUGAACUACUGCCAGUGCAUGCUGGAGCUGCACGAGUACUACGAGGUGAUCGAGCACACCGACGAGCUGCUGGACAAACACAAAGACUGUGUGAAGGGUUACUACAAGCGAGCCAAGGCCCACGCCGCCGUGUGGAACGAAAAGGAAGCGCGCCAGGACUUCAACAUGGUGGCCCACCUGGACGCCACGCUGGCCUCGUUGGUCCACCGAGAGCUCAGGGCCUUGUCGGAGCGCAUGAAGGAGAAGUACUGGCAGGAGAAGGACGCCUACUGGAACAAGCUAACCGUCAAGGAUGCCGCUGAUGAAAACAAAGAGAAAGUGGAGGAGGAAGAAAAGGAGGAGGAGGACACGGGGGACGGAGAUGCAGCCGGGAAGGCUGAUGGAGGUGAUAGGACGGAGGGGAAGGACUGGCAACAGAUGUUGCGUCUGGUGAUGCUGCUGCAGGAGCAAGGAAACUUCCUGGUGAAAGAAAAAGGUUUUCAAGAAGCUUCUACAAAGUUCAAGGAGGCCUUAGACUAUGUGGACUUCCUUCAAAAUAAGGUGCAUCGAGGCGACGAAGACUGGGAAUCUUUGGAAAAAGUGCGCCUGCCUCUCACCCUAAACCUGAGCCAGUGCAUGCUGGAGCUUCAACAGUACCUGCAAGUGGUGCAACUCAAUGACAAGUUGCUGGAAAGCCACAAAGGGCACUUCAAGGCGCUCUACCAGCGUGCUCGAGCACACGCCGCUUUGUGCAACAAGGAGGAAGCUCGACGGGACUUGGCCGCCGUGGAAAGGCUGGACCCCCAGUUCAAGCCGUUCGUCCGCCGGGAGCUAAAGAAGCUGGGUGAGAACAUCCGUUGCAUGCACGCCCACCAGAACAAGACCUACUGGGACGCCUCGCGGGAAAAAUGGGGGCCCGGAAAGGCCCGGCGGAAGAGUGUCAUGCAGGCGAUUGGUGAUAGCGAGGAGGAAGUGGAGGACAUAAACAAAAGCUGUAAAGAUCAAACCAGCAAGGAGGAGGAAUCCGAUAAUGAAAACACAGUGAGCUCUGAGGUUACGGAAGUUAGCGGCAGUCCCGAAGAAGACUGCCGCGCUCUGACCGUUGCCGCUGUUAGCGAUAGCAUAGCUAGUGCAAGAUAAGCGCAUGAAGGUCAUACGCCAACCGACAACUAAGACAAGAGCGUGCAAAAUCCUCUCGGACCCUCCACAUCCCGGUCACCAGCUCUUCUGGCUCCUUCCCUCAGGUAGGCGUCUUAAACAGCUAACCUACAAUUCCAGUGCAACAUGCUGCCAAUUGUUUUGUCUUGAGUUUGUCACAUUUCUGUCAGGCCAAUUAUACAUACUCGUGCACUAAUUGUAGUAGUCUCGCCACGCUGCACUAUUUGCAUAUCUGUUGUUGACCAAUACUGGCCACUCAUGCCAGAGUAGCAUCUACCCCACUUGCACACUGACUGAGGAGUAUCUCCAACAUUUGAACAAUCAACAUUGUCCCAGAUUAUUGCGCUACUAGUCACUUUAAACUGCAUACACUCCUUGAAGUCUCGGCGCCCUUUGCCCAAUGGUCAUUACACCAGACUAUUGCUAUAUUAGUCAUUCAAACUGCUCUAAGUGCUAGAGGACUCUGCAUCUUUUGCACAAUUGUAAAAAAAUAAUAAUAAUAAAUACAAAUUUUACCGGCAUUACCAGAUAACUAGCAACCCUUUAUUGCUCAGUGAAUGUUUUUCUCAAUGUCUUUAUGUCUCAAAAGUGUUCUCUUGUCAAUUGACUGUCUGUUGUCGUACUAGAGCGGCUCCAACUACCGGAGACAAAUUCCUUGUGUGUUUUUUGGACAUACUUGGCAAAUAAUGAUUUUGAUUCUGAGAAUGGGGGCUCAAAGGUGGCCAAGGUGAUAAAAACAUCGAUCUUCGUCUGUCAAUCAGAAGAGGAUGAAGAAGGGAGCAAUAAAGAAAACAAAUAUACGGAGGAAAUAUUUAUUGAGCCACAGGAGACGCCAUCUAAACUAAAGAAAGAAACUAAUAAUCUGACGCUCUGUGAGUCAUUCUCCUGCUCACACACACACACACGCAGUUUAGUAGAAGUUGUGGUCUCAGUGCGGUGUUUGAUACCCACAGGUGGAAAAAGUACUCUCUCCAUACCACAGGCAAAUAAAGUAUGAAUUAAUAUAAAGUGUCUACUUAAUGUUUCUUCCCAAAUUGAUUUGUUUUAAUUUUGGCAGAAAAUCUGUACCAAAUAUGCAAUUGUGCUUAACUUUUAAUAGAUAUCGCCAAAAAAAUAAAAAAUUCAUCAAACCCCCCCCCCCAAAUUGAACAAUAAUUGUAUACUUAAAUAUUUGGUUGCCACAAUUUUCCAUGUCUGAUUCAAAAUUCUAUUUCUUGUUAGCAAUUAUAAAAUAAUCAAAUGCAGGGGGUAACUGUGUAUCACACAACAUAACAUACAUACUGCUAUAUGACAUUUUGGGUGUUUUCAGUCUUAAAGGCCCUCUGAGAGAAACAAUCACUAUACGGCCUAUGAUUAAAAUUAGUUUGACAACUCUGCUCUCUACUUAAGUAGAAGUGUAAAGAAAAAAAUGAUUUUUUAAAAAUCAAUUUAUAUACCUAGUACUGAGGCAAAAAUAUCGUUUCAUGUCGUCGGCUUAGUUUUUUUGCUAUCAAAAUGUGUUCCCCUAGUUUUGCUAACAUUGUGAACUGACUAACAGAAAAUGCCAAAUUAGUUCAUGAUAACAACUGAAAAAAAACAUUUCCUGUAUCUUUUUUAAUAUUACUGAGAUUUUUUUUGUAGCGCUAGAAUCUGGUGCUUUUUUUUUCAUGGACAGGUUGAGGGGUUGGUUAGCCAUCACAGGUACCACUCUUAACUGGAUCAGUUCGUAGCUAUCAAAUAGGUCUUUUGCUGAUAUUGCUGGCCCCCCAUUAAUCAGAGUUUGCCCCAGUGAUGUUCCUCAAGGGUCAGUUUUAGGGCCCAUCCUUUUCAGCAAAUUGGAAGCUUUCUCCUAUCUCACUUGUAGACAGAUAAUGUCCAGAUUUAUUUUAACCUUGAUAGUACAGUUGAGCCUGCAACUAAGGCCUGGAUGGCUCACAACUUGUUACAGCUGUAUAGUUUAAAAAGUGAAGUUGAUGAAGUUAUACUACAAUAAAUGGCUUACAGAAUAUUUCAAUAUAUUGACUUAAAUAGGACACACGCACAGGAAGACAAAUAGAAACUUUUUACUUCUGUACACAAAAAGAGUAGAAACCAUCCAGUAAGCCAGUGCUUAUCUUUUACAGUACAAAGUGUUUGUACACAUUCACACUGUGUUAAACCCAUCAAAGAAAUACAUUGACAUGGUUAAUGAGGUAUAUCCAUGGUGAUAUAACAAUAAAAACACAUAGUCAACAAUUAAGUGUGUGCGUGUGUGUGUGUGUGAAAACACGCGUGUUAAGGUAGGACAGGUGAUUGAUUAAUUGAUCCAUAGAUUGCUUGGACUCAGACAUACAACAGCAGACAUGAGGCAGGAAGGUUACCAUGUGCGUGUGUAGUAGAUAUGUACGGGUAUGAAGGCUACAUCAGAGCAGAGCCUGUUCUCUAGAAUUUAGCAGGUUUUCAUUCAAAAAAAAAUGAACAUUGAGGGGGUUAUUUUAAAACAUAUUUAAAUCAGUAAUUACAUCAGGAAUAACAAUUAUACUCAUUAGUGUUAAUGAUAAUGUGUCCUAAAAGUAGUAUGGUGAAAUUAUGCAAUUUGGUGGCAAAAUACAGUAUAAGGUGUUCAGCACAUGUCCACCAUGUUCGUGGCGUGCGUUAAGUUCCAUUUUCAUGGUGUGCAUCUGUGUGUGUGAGAUAUUCAAAAUAUUGUAUUACAUAAGCUGGCACGGUGGCCGACUGGUUAGCACGUCUGCCUCACAGUUCUGGGGACAAAUCCCGACCCCGCCUGUGUAGAGUUUGCAUGUUCUCCACAUGCUUGGUUGGGUUUUCUCCGGGCACUCCGGUUUCCUCCCACAUCCCAAAAACAUGCGUGGUAGGUUGAUUGAAGACUCUAAAUUGCCCGAAGGUGUGAAUGUGAGUGCGUACGGUUGGUUGUUUCUAUGUGCCCUGCAAUUGGCUGGCGACCGUUUCAGGGUGUACCCCGCCUCCGCUCGAAGAUAGCUGGGAUAGGCUCCAGCAGCCCGUGACCCUAGUGAGGAUAAGCGGUAAUACAAAGUGGAUGGAUGUAUUACAUAACAUGUUUUCUUUUGUUCACCAUACGGCCUUACUCAUGGGAAUUUAGUAGGAUUUCAUACAAAAACUCAGAUUAUAAUUUUUUUUAAUCAAAAUUUAAAAAACAUUUUAUUUUGUCAUUUACUGUACAAUCAAUCAAGUUUGCCAUAAUGAGAACCACACAAAAUUGAGUUGAGCAUUUUAAGGUAAGAAAAGUGCUUUCAUUGGACUUUCUGUUGUUGUUGCUAUUAUUACACAAAACGUGAUUACUUUCUUUAUUAACGUCCGGUGACAUUCAGUUACCGUAAUUUCUCAUGUAUAAUGCGCCUUGUUUCCCCCAAAAAAUUGUUAACAAGUUGAUAGAGUGCUUUAUACAUGAAUGAAAAAAAAUCUUAAAUAUUGUAUAAAUGUAUACUGGUACCUGUGGGGUGUGGAAAAAGGUGUACUUUUAUUCCAAUAUGAUAUGUAAUGUAUGAUACAUAAAACGUUUUCCCUAUACAUCUGGUAAAUUAACGUUUACCUCCUACCACAACGCGGUCUCCAGUUGGCUACCUUUAAGGCUUGCCGCACACUGUGCAAUGCGGUCGAACCCGAUUGGACCAGAUCGUCGCAAAAAAAUAAAAUAAAAAAAAAUCACUCAGCCCUUACAUUGAGUGAUUUGGAUAUAACGGCGACCUGAACAGUGAGCCUGUAUAAGCGUUUGAUGCUGCACAUACAGUAUAUUGUACUUUAUCAUAUUUAUUAAACCAUAAAAAGAUAGAUUAAUAGUUAAGGAAAAAGUGGGUUGUUAAUCAAGAAUAAAAGAGAGUGUGCGGAUAUUCUAAAAUAGGCUCGCUCCCUCCUAUCCAUUUCAACGUACGCACCGCACGCGUACACUUAGGCCACAAGCUUUGCUUUUUCAUCCACAGCACAUUAGAAAUUAAUAAUAUGGGCACGUAGUGUUGUAAAACACAAUAUUUGACGUACCGUAGUUAUAUGGCUUAGAGACGGCGCAGCGGCAGGUCUGUCUCUCGCUUGCUUAAAACCCGGAAAUGUAUUUUAAGCGUGAGUGAACGCUUAAGUGCAUUUUGAUUGGCUGUAAUCUGUGACGUUCCAACAGGGUUAAAAUUUUGAAUCGCCGCAAAACCAGUGGCCUCUCAUGAAAACAGUUGCCAAACCACACAAACCGCGUGACAGUUCAGUCGGGUUUGACCACGUCGCUCGGUGUGCAGCAGCCUAAAGAUGUUUCACUCGGAACUCAUUCCUACUUGUAUUGCUACCCUGCAUUGCCACAAAAGCUAGCCAGUUCCUCUAGCUGCAUGGAAACAUCUCUAGACUUGCAGCAAAAUAACACCCAGUGGACUAUACAGCAACUAUUAACCAACGACUUGUUGCAUCCAACACUGUGGACUCUUAGGGGAGCACUUGACUACUUUGUAACUGCCCAGUCAUUACGUGACACAGCCGACAUCGCACCCAUUCACAUCAUACCCGCUAAGACUAAUAUACUACUGUAUUAACAAACAAAAAAAACAGAACUACAUCAGCACAUGCACACAGAGCACAAUAUUUCUUUGAAAACCCUAAUACGGAUAAUACUUCAUGUUUUGAGCAUGGAUAGGAGCAAAUUGAUGGUGCACAGGUAGAAGGGUUAUCCUGAUUUGUAGGGUCGAUUUUGAGGGUGCGCAUUGUACUCUAGAGCGUAUUAGACAUGAGAAAUUACCGUACUCUCAUUUGCUUGCACCCUUCUGAACAGUGGUUCUCAAACUCUUGGGUCCACAUGCCAUAGUUUGAGGUUCUGCAAAAUAAUUUGUAGUACAUCAUUAUGUCAUUUCACUUGAAAAGGUACAUGAGGACUGGCGUACCAAAUGAUAUAUUUUUUUAAUUUUUAUUUAAAAAAAUUUUUUUUUUCAAGAAUAUGCUCCUAUUUUUUUUAAAGCUGUUUUUGCCUCAAACAAACCAACCUAAGUAAUGAACAACAACGACAAGGAUGGUGAUCCUCGUGGCUAAACAGCUGCAGGCACGGAAGGUCAAGUGAGCCGUCUUCUAGCGCAUCCCGCUUAAGGCUAUUCGCACUUAUAAGGAGCCUGUCACCUUUCCAUGCAGCUGCAUCCUUCUGGGCUGUUCCCUAGCAACCUCAUCACAACGAAGAAUACUGAUGUCAAAGGAGAGAAAGACACAAUGUCACAGUUAGGUUCCUAAGGGACCAAACGGCACCUUUUUUUCCGCACUUGCAUCAGUAGAUUGUGUUGUGACAGGCCUAUCAAAGUGCAUCGUCCCUGGCAACAAGAGAAGCGAGCGUUUUCUUUUCUUUUUUUUAUUUUCUCGUUUGUCUGUCAGAUCUCUACAAGAAUAGCCACCGAGCAUCGCGGGUUAGUGCGCGUAUAUACAGUAAAUAGACGUUUGUUAUGCGAUUUGUGAUCAAACAUCCAUUGCCUAAAGGGUUACUGUAUAACACUGACACCAAUGCUAUUCGUUAGCCAGUCUAUGGCGUUUCCCACUGUGUGUUAGCAUUAACCGAGGGGACUUUAAGGCAAAGUUAUGUGAUUGUUUUAAAUAUUCAACAUGUAAUUCUCUUUUGUUUAUCGUUUGACAGUAAACUUCAACUGGUAGUGGCAACGAAGAGCUUGAAGCUUCGACUUUGAAGAACUGUUCACAAUCUGCCAAAAUGCUGCGUGCUGUGUUGUUGUGAGCCGAGUUCGUCUCCGUUUUUUUUGGCUCGCAAGUCAAAGCAAAAAAAUAUGCCGAGCGACAACUUGUAUCUUGAAAAACUCCUUAACGCACUCGUAUCUCAAGGCCCCACUGUAUCAUGCUCUGAAGAUUAUUAUAUUUGGAUUCAAGUGUUUAAUAAAAUCAGGGGGAAAAAGAACGGCACCAUGCAAGGUUUGCAUUUCAAUGCUUAGAGACACAACUACCACAUCAUCUGACUUCAUCAGUCACUAACCCAUAGAGACAGGUAAGUUCACUUGAUCUUUAGCUAACUGAUAGCUGGCCAAACUUUAGCUAAGCUUCAUGUCGGUUGUGUGUUUAAUUGGGGAAAAAAACCCAAACUAUUAAUACUAAUCAGUAAUUAAGUAAUAGACAAACUAAUAUGAAGACUGGUUUGGGACCAUGAAAAAAAAAAACGUAUUGUGAAUGAGUACAGACUAACACACGUGGGUCCUACAGAUACUGAGUGCGAAGUGGCUAAUGUGUGUAUGGAAAUAUGUUGUGACUGAUCUAGAUUGUAUGAUUUGAGUUAGGACUUGCUUAAUCCAAAUAACGACUAAUUUAGCGGGGACGUCAAUUGACCUGCUUCAUUUUCCCCCCACAGUAACGUAGGACUUGCUUGAAUUUUGACGAGGAAUACUUUAACCUCGCUCAUAUCGUUAGCCUAAUAGCAUAAGUACCAUGGUCAUUUUUAACUUACUGACACAACAGCAAUCAAAAAUACCAAUUUUCUUACGAAAAACGGUCUGUGUAAAUUCUCAGUCCUCGAGGUCAUAGCAAUCAAGGUGACUGGACUAUUCUUGUUUGUUGAAAAUGUUGUUUUUUGCUUGUUUCGUUAAAACAUUACUUGGGCUAAAGGUAUGUGACUUAGUCACACCUCGACCUCUUGGUGUAAAAGUGACUUGAGUGUAUUGGGAGCCAGCGUGAAUCCAUACUUGUAAAUAAAUGACAAUUGAUGCCAUUUGUAUCUCGGGUGAAGCGAUGCCUCACCAUCGAUUGUGCAGCUCAGCGGCAGGAGGAAUGUGUGAGCGGAACGGCGGGAAUGACCGUGACAAGCAAUUGGAGAGGAUUAGCGUGACAGUGUUUGCAAACAGAGGCGCUGGGCUAGCGGGCACUUUGGCUGUCUUACAUAAAAGAAAUCAUGGAUUGAAUUGAUGAUGUGUCGCUCUCGCAGCGUAAAUACUGUAAGCUGCUGGUGGGCACAGCCCCGCCUCGCUGUGAAAACCUGACAGGACAACCUCGCUUUUUGUUUUGCAUUUUUUACACAAGCUGCGAUAUUUGUGCCGUGGGACGGAUGUCGAAAGCAGGGGUUCUCAAACCUUUUAGGUCCAGGGACCCCUGACAGGGGAGGAAUUUCUGUAAGGAACCCUGCAUAAUCCUAGUUAAACCACAUCUUCACCUUAAUGCCAUUAGAAAUGGAAAGUUGCCUAUUUUAAGGGGUUUUCUCAAGAAAACAAAGUGGCAAUCUUUAUGAAAAUAAAGUCAGAACUUCUUAAGAGAAAAUCGCAAGCUUCACGUGAAUAAUUGCAGCACACAAAAAGCCGAAAUAAGUACAGGAAUAAAGUUGAAUUUUUUGCAAGAAAAAAAAAAGUAGGAAUCUAGACGGGAAUAAAGUCAUAUUUUCUCAAGAAA
This is a messenger RNA of Phycodurus eques (leafy seadragon), 9733 nucleotides long. RefSeq names its product aryl-hydrocarbon-interacting protein-like 1. Gene Ontology annotation, molecular function: peptidyl-prolyl cis-trans isomerase activity; protein binding. The coding region runs from base 569 to 2386 and encodes 605 amino acids. The transcript has 9 exons. NCBI's taxonomy places the organism in Eukaryota, Metazoa, Chordata, Actinopteri, Syngnathiformes, Syngnathidae. The record is from RefSeq and is a predicted model, not a curated record.